GAAAUGCCUUGGACGAGGAGCAACGAGCGCAGAAAGCCCUGCAUCUGCUGCGAGCACGCGAUCGUCGGAUCGCGUUCCUCGAGAAACGCGUAGCCGAGCUGGAGGACGUCGCCGGCAAUCUUCACGAGGAGUUCACGCUUCGAAAUUCAUCGAGAGCCUCGACCUUGGAACGCGCCGUUGUUCCCGAUCCCUCUCGAAGCGGACGAUCAUCCCGAACGGGGAACUGCGAGAGGAGCAAUUGCAACUUGGAGGACGUCGAUUCGACCCAGCUCGACGACGUUGGCGCGUCGGUGCCACGUUUGAGCCUCUCGAAAUCCUCCAUGUCGAGUUCCUCGAUAGUUCCUAGAGAUAUCUCGUCCAUCGACCUCGUGCGAGAGAAGAGAAAGCGUUUCACCGCCGACGCUUCUUUUUCCAACGUCGGUGAUGCCUCCGGAAAGGAUCCAGAUCCACAUCGUAGAAGCGAGACGAAAGUUGAGACAGCGAGCAGCGAGAGGUUCGUCGACGUUGAUGAAAAGAGCAACAGAGAUGGGCGCUCGGUUUGCGUGAAUGAAAUUAAGAAGAGGGAGCGUUUAACUGCGUCAGUGGGGAAGGGACGCGAAUCGAGAUUGUCGAGGAUGUCUUCCAGCGUUCCGUGGAUCCGCGCGAGGCACAGCUUCCGGAAGAAGCUGAAAAACGGAAAACGAACGAAGGAGCUGUCUUCCGGGGACGGUCGUCAGACGUUCGCGCCGUUUCGUUACAGUUCUCCAAUAAAUGGCGAAAACCAGCUGUCCCGCUCACUCACGAUCGACAAUUUUCUUUCGAUUGUCGAGCUCGUGAGGUGAAAGGCUACCGAGCAGAGUUCGUUAAAGUGCAACAGGGAAGUGGAUCUUGAAUAAUCCUGUUUCCGACGUGCGUCCGAUCGCAAGAUAUAAUACACUGUGUACUGGUGUACACGGGACGAAGUUGAGACAGACACAGUGAGGAUGACAGAGCAUCGAUCGAUCGAUACUGAAUCAACGGUGGAUCUCGUUGGAUCGGGCCGCAUUGUUCGAUCGAAACGAACCGUGUAGAUUCACGUGGAACGUCGGCCGAAGGAAGAUUACGCCACUAGACCCGAACGAGGAGGACCGGCCGAUCGCGCUUGUAACCCGUGAUUGAACCAACAUCGCGGUUGCAACGCGCUCGCGCGUCCUCCCUUUGUCACGAGCGCGCGUAUUCCCUCAAACUCAAUCUCUAUUAUUCCCGAUCGGUUGUAUCGCUUCAAUCAUCGGUAAAAAAAGAAACCGGUUAUCUUGAUUUAAUAACCGCCGAUGCCAUUCGAGUCAGACGUCAGACACGAACAGGAAUAAAGUAGAUGCUAAGAUUGCUAGAGGCUUCGAUUUGAUUUGAUUUGAUUUGAUUUGAUGUGUUGGGAAUUUUAUCGGUAUGGUUUGA
Molecule: messenger RNA, 1413 nt
Organism: Frieseomelitta varia
Lineage: Eukaryota; Metazoa; Arthropoda; Insecta; Hymenoptera; Apidae
Exons: 2
Coding region: 321-821 (166 amino acids)
Source: RefSeq, a predicted model, not a curated record